AGGUCCAUGGGCUAUCAAAAGUCAAAUAAUGACAAUAGUGCAAUUGUGACGAGGGUGGGCAAAGUUGGGGGGCCCAAAAUUCUAAUCUUUCAUGGGGCCCAAAAUUUCUGGCGGCGCCCCUGAGUAUGAGUAAAGGGAAAAAAGAGAGACAAAUAAAAACAAGUAGAGGAAUACAGAGGAAGGGAUUUUAUGAGAAUUGAGGGAGAAAGAUAAUAGAAAAAAGAAGAGAAAAUGAGAGCAGAUGUAGAUGACGGUUAAACAAAACGAAAAUAGAGCAAUAAGAGAAGAAAUGAGAAGAAAGGAGUAGAGACAAAAAGGGAAAUAGAAAAGAGAGAUCGAGUAAGAAUCAAAGGAAUAGAGAGAAAAAAAGGAAAGCAGGAACUGAAGAAAAAAGAAGGAAGAAAAAAGAUAAAACUCAAACAAACAUGAAAGAUAGCAGAUACUAAAAAAACAAGGGAGAAGAAGAGAAGGAAAAAGAAGAAGAAGGAGAAGAAGGAGGAAGGACAAGAGAAGAGAAGGAAAAGAAGAGCAUAGGAAGAGAAGAGAAGUGAAGUGAAGAAGAAGCGACAAAUGUGUAUAUAUAAUAGAAAAGAGAUACAACAGAAAUUGAGAAACUAGACAGAGAAGAGAAAAGAAAAGCAGGAAUUGGGUAGAAAAAAGAAGGAAGAAAAGAUAAAAUGCAAACAGAAAUGUGAAAGAGAGCAGGUACUGAAAAGAAUCAAGAGAAAAGAAGAAGAAGGAGAAGAGAAGGGAAAGAAGAGAAUCGAAGAAAACGGAAAGGCAAGAAAAGAAGAGGAUAAGAGAGAAAAGAGGAGCACAGGAAGAGAAGAAGAAGAGAUAAAUGUGUGUAUCUGUAAUAGAAAAGAAAAAUACAACAGAAAUUGAAAAACUAGACGGAGAAGAGAAAAAACAAAAUGAAAAGAAAUCUGAGUUAACACUGGAAGGAAAAAGAGAACAGAAGAGAAAAGACGAGAAGAAAUUAGGGAGAAAGGAGACAAAAGAAAACAGAUAAUACAAAAACAGAAAAGAGAAAUAGAGACGGUUUUGAUAAAACAGAGGAAGAAGAGAAGCAGUGAAGAGAAGAAGGAGAGGAAGUGAGAGAACAAAGUGAGAAAAAGGAAAUGGGGAGAAGAUGAGAGAGAGCAGAAGAAGAAGAGAUUAGAAGAAGAAGAAUAAACAGCAGCAGAGGAGUGGAUGAAAGGAUUGUCGAGCUGAUGAGUGGAGCGAUCUCCUGUCACUUCCUCCUCCAUGGAGUUGAACUGUAACUCAGGGGGCGAUAGGGAGCGGAUGACGUCCAAUCAUGAGACGUACCUGCUCAUGGCCAGCACGCAGAAUGACAUGGAGGACUGGGUUAAGACCAUCCGCAGGGUCAUAUGGGCCCCGUUUGGAGGAGGUAUUUUUGGUCAAAAGCUGGAGGAAACGGUACGGUACGAGCGCCGGUACGGGAAUAAGCUGGCCCCCAUGCUGGUGGAACAAUGUGUGGAUUUUAUCCGACGCUGGGGACUGCAGGAGGAGGGUCUGUUCCGUCUCCCUGGGCAAGCCAACCUCGUCAAAGAGCUGCAAGAUGCCUUCGACUGCGGAGAGAAACCAGCCUUCGAUGGUAAUACAGACGUGCACACAGUGGCAUCUCUGCUGAAGCUCUAUCUGAGGGAGCUUCCUGAACCCGUGAUCCCUUUCUGCAAGUACGACGAGUUCCUGGCCUGCACCAAAUUAUUUAGCAAGGACCAGGAAGCAGGAAUGAAGGAAUUAAGGAGACAAGUGGAAAGUCUACCUCUAGUCAACUAUAAUCUACUAAAAUACAUAUGCCGGUUCUUGGAUGAAGUGCAGUCUUACUCAGGAGUGAAUAAGAUGAGCGUGCAGAACCUGGCGACAGUCUUCGGUCCAAAUAUUCUGAGGCCCAAAGUUGAGGAUCCUGUGGCGAUAAUGGAAGGUGCAGUUCUGGUGCAGCAGCUCAUGGCCGCUCUCAUCGGCCAACAUGCCGCUCUCUUUCCCCUGGACGAGGACAGUCCUGGUGCUCUGGAGUCGUGCAACAACAACAACGAUCCCUUGAAACGCUCCACCACUGGACAACUGCAAAAUAAAGAGAAUAACAACCCCGCUAUCAUCCGUCAGUGCACCUGGGAAGCGCCUGAUUCUCCCGGACGAGUCUCUCUGGAUAACGGCUCACCUCGUUCGGGCAGCCCAAGAAACAUUCCUGCUGUGCCACGCUUUGAAGUGACCCGAAGUCCUCCUCUGACUGUCAAGAAGAACCCGGCGUUCAACAAAGGAAGUGGCAUCGUCACCAACGGCUCCUUCAGCUCUUCGUCUUCAUCCUCAGCGGAGGAAAAGAGUCCGACCCUGGUGGGUACAGGUACGCUACACAUGCGCCGCACAGGUGCGCUCAAAUCUCCAGGUACCAAGAUGGGUGUGCAGAAUGGCAGUGUGAGGAUGGGCGUGUGCAGCACGGACAUUGUUAACGGGACCCUCAAUAGCCGAAACGGACUUUGGUCUCCUCCUGGAGGUGUGACGCUGCGGGAAGCCAAAGGCCGUGACGCAGAGCAGCAACAGAACCGCCUCUCGACGUACGACAAUGUUCACAUACAGCAGACGCCAUGCCUACUGGGACAGCCGUGUGCAAGCAACAGUUGCGAGGACAAGCAGAGCGUGGACAGCGCCACCUGGUCCACGUCGUCCUGCGAGAUCUCACUGCCGGACGUCUCUGCAUCAUGUCGCUCGUCCACUACUACAUGCCCCGAGCAGGACUUUACUUUCGAGGACCCUUUGCUGGAUGACGGAGAAAGGAGGAACGCUAAUGCUAAUGCCAACACCAAUGGUGGAGGUCGAGGCAGCAGGGGGACGAGUAGCAGUGAGAACAGUGAGGUGGCAUUUCCUGUGAGUGGACACAGUGCCCUCCACAGUCUGGUGGCCAGUCUGAAGCAAGAGAUGCUCAAACAGAAAAGCGAGUACGAGGCCAGGGUAAAGAGUCUGGAGCUGCGUAACGUGGAGCUGGAAGCCGAGAUGAUGAACCUGCACGAGGAGCUGGAGCAGGAGCGCAAGAAGUACACCAUGGUAGAGAUCAAACUGCGUAACGCAGAGCGCGCCAAAGAUGACGCCGAGAAGCGCAAUGAGAUGCUGCAGAAGGAAAUGGAGCAGUUCUUUUCCACCUUUGGAGAUCUGACUGCUGAUCCUCGCAGGCCAGAAAGAGGCAACACCAUCUGGAUCCAGUGAGCAAGAAGGACUAUACCAAGAACUGGAUACUUGAAUGUGGAAAUCUGGGAAUGUGUAGGCUUCAAAUGUGACCAAACUGUCAAAGAGGAAGCCCACUGAGCCAAAGUGUGAAAACUGGACCAGCCAAUAAUGGCAUAAUAUGAUUGUAUCAGUGAAGGAACAGGUGGAGGAACUGGAACGGACCAUUUGGAUGCGAGAAGGAAGUUGGAGGUUCUUUGAAGGUGAAGUUUGAUCCCUGUAAAAAAAGAAAAAAAAAAAACAGGGAGAACUUGAGAAUGUUUCUUUACCCAAAGAAGGACGUAAGAGAAGUGUUGAAGAAACUGUUGCAUUGUGGGUUAUUGAGCUGUUUAAUAGCCUCAAGCUUUACAUGAAGAAGAACCAAGAAAGAAUGUCACAUUUUCAACUGUGAUCCAACCAAAUCAUGUCCUUGCUCUAGGUUCCCUUGUUCCGUGUCCUCGUGUACUCUCUGUAUAUAAAGCAAAGCAAUGUUGAAGAAUUUUGAAGCAAAACAGAUGUAUGUAUAAAAAGCAAACUGAAAUAUUUUAAUGUAUGUCUGAUAUUUAAACUGAGAAUUAUUGAUGUGUCAGAUUUUUUUGUUUUUAAAUAUCAAGCUUUCGCCCUUCACUUAGAUUUUUUUUUCUGGCCAAUAUGGUACUGAAACUAAAGCUGGUGCUGUUUUCCAGGCUUCGUUUUGGAUUCAAAUGUCUUGGAUUUGGCCCAUGACCAAAAAGCAUGGAGAUAUACCUGGACAUGUUUUUAGAAUAUCUGAUAAAUACUGUGUAAGUAACAGUCAAAAUAAGGGUCAGUGGUUAUCGAAUUGAGCGUGUGCUGAUAUUAAAAAGGUUAGUAUACAUGUAGAUUGGUACAAAAUCAAUCAAAUUUACCAGCCACUACCACCACCAAAUUUAUUCGCGGUUGGUGUCUGAUGUUUGUUUGCUUCUUUAAUUUUGCAAUAAAGGUACGGAGCUGAUGCAGAUAUCAAAUAUCAGAAAGAAAUCUGUCUCACCCAAAAUCAUCCUACAGCCAAAUUUAUUUGUCUUUUCAAUGAAUUGAUUCAUUUAUGUUUGUUCAAUUUAAAUGAUUCUUUCAGGUUCAUUUCCCGAUUCCUUCCUUGGGACAAAAUUCAUUGGUUCCCUGAAUGUCAGAGGAGAGAAGCUUGGUCAUAACCGAAAGAUUCAUUGAUUCAAACCCUACCCAUUGAAUGAGCAAGCAGCAAAUCACUUAUAAGCAAAAGAUUCACUGAAUCAUACAUCGAGCCCUUGAUUGUCAGAAGAGAGAAUCUUGGUCAUGACUGAAAGAUUCAUUGAUUCAAAUCCAACCCAUUGAACAAGAGGAGGAGCGAAUCUCUUAUGAGCAAAAGAUUCACUGAUUCGUACAUCGAGCCCUUGAAUGUCAGAGGAGAGAAUCUUGGUCAUGACCAAAAGAUUCACUGAUUCAGACAAUGAGCCGCUGAACAUGAAAGGAACGAAUGUCUAUCAUGACUGAAAGGUUCACUGAGUCAAACCCGGACCCACUGAACACAGAGUGAAUCUCAGGAAAAGGAAACCGAAAGAUUCACUGAUUCAAGCACUGACCAGCUGAAUGUGAGUCGAGUGAAUCUCAUUCAUGACUGAAAAGAUUCACUGACUUGAGGCACAGAAAUAGCAUUGCCAUACUUUCAGAUUCAGAGAAAUACAGAUAUAAUGUAAACCAAUGAAAAAUAUGUUUUAUAAUCACGUACUAAGGCUAUUUAAUGAUGCUUGAAUCAGGCAGGAACGACUCACUGCAUGGCUGUGAUCAUUAACCUUAGUGACUCGUUCAAAAAGUCUAAAUCAUCCACAAAUGUGUGUUUGGAUUUUUUUUUUUUUUUGUAGCCUUUGAAUUUUGAUCAUUACUUAACCUUUUUCUGGGUUUACACUACUGUUUUAAUAUUGCAUCCUACAGUCCCAGGAAAUUACAAUAUGUUUUCAAAUUUUAUGAGCUUUAUGGAUAUAUUUCAGAAAGUCCAACAAAAUGAGACAGCAUGUGGAAUGUGCCAAAUAGCCAUCCUCAUGCUAUCUCCCCAAUGAGACAGACUUAAACUCGGGAAAUCAAACGCUGCUCAUAAAUCUUCCGACUGAAAGGAACACAAGGGGGAAGUGAGAAUAACGAUGUAAUGGGAGUUGAAUUUCAUGAUUUAUCGUAGUCCUGAGUAUCAGCACAUGUCCAGAAGAUCAUCAUACUGAUUCAUGCUUGUGUGGAAUCUCUCCAUCCUGUAAAUGUUUUCAGGUGCAUUUUAUUCUGCCUUCCGUCAGUUUUUGGAUUUUUACUCAACGCUUUAUUGAGCCUGCUGUAGCCACAGACACUCUACAAUUCAAAUUAAAUUAUGUGACCUGAUAUAAAUGUGAGACUUUGUUUUUUGUUAUGAGCUAUAAUGGAUGGGUUCGGCUACCCAGAAGGUCAUGGAUAGUCCGAGUGUAUAUUUGUAGAGACAAAGUGAAGGGUUUCAUUAAGGACAUACUCCAGUGCAUGUCUUAUGUCAAGGUCUUAUAUAUUCUAAUGAAAGUAAGUGGACUUGGUCAAACUUUUUCUGGAGUGGGUGGGGUUGGUCAGACUUUCUGUAGGAGUAGGCAGGAUUGGUCAGAGUGAGUGGGAUUGGUGAAACUUUCUGUAGAAGUGGGCA
Molecule: messenger RNA, 5848 nt
Organism: Neoarius graeffei (lesser salmon catfish)
Lineage: Eukaryota; Metazoa; Chordata; Actinopteri; Siluriformes; Ariidae
Gene: arhgap24
Product: Rho GTPase activating protein 24
Exons: 8
Coding region: 1249-3207 (652 amino acids)
Biological process (GO): activation of GTPase activity; negative regulation of ruffle assembly; signal transduction
Cellular component (GO): focal adhesion
Molecular function (GO): GTPase activator activity
Source: RefSeq, a predicted model, not a curated record